UUUACAGCCACGAGUUAGUGGAAGGUCAGCGCUGCUGAAGGAGUCGACCGGAGGAGGUUGACGUCGACCACAUUGGCGGCGACGACGACCGUGCGCUUCACCUGGAGGCCCGGCGGAGGGGGCGCGUCCCCCCGCGCGGCCUGAAAGUCCAGGUUUCCUCUUAUAGGACACGGAUCGUUUGACUGUCAUCCGAGGAAGUCGUCUAAUCUUAGCCGUGAAACGUAUCCCUCCUCCCCGCUCAGGGGGCUCGCAGGGUACAGGCUUGUGGACUCAGUUGUGUGUGUGUGUGCGUGUGUGUGUGCGCUACCUGCGUUGCAGUCGGGAGGAAGUUAGAAUGAGAGACACAGUUCGCAGGCUGCAUGGUAAUCUGGACUUGAUGCAUGGCAGUUGCAUGACCGCAGUAGGGUCUUGUUGUGGGACUGAGAGCACCCAGCUGCAGCCAUGGCUCAAACCAUGCACGUGAAUGGCAGCGGCCCAGAAAGAGGACAAAGAUGCCCAAGCACAGAAGACGAGAAGGACCCCGUGGCCCCCUACUAUGUUGAAACCCCCUACGGUUAUCAGCUAGACCUGGACUUCCUCAAAUAUGUCGACGACAUCGAGAGGGGCAACACCAUCAAGAAGCUGAGUAUCCAGCGGAAGCCCAAAGUGGCCAAACCCUUGGCCGUGCCCCGGGGCAGCACCGGCGGGGGCAGCACUCAGGCUGAAUGGACCUCCACGGACUCCUUGUCCUCCUCCAACAGCGACGACAAGCAGUCGCCAGUCUUCUUCGCCUCCAGGCCCCAGGUCGCUGCGCCGCUGACCCCUACCCUAUCCAGGGCCACGUUUGAGGUGCCCGCGCCACAAUCCUUCUCCACCAUUGCAGAGCACAAACUGCUCCUGCCUCCUCCCUCGCCCCGGUUUGCUCCGCGCCACAACCCCCAAGUGGAGAAGACCCUCAUGGAGACGCGCCGUCGACUCGAACAGGAGCGCCUGCUCAUACAGGCGCACAGCGAGCCUCCGAUGCCCCGUCGCCGGCUCGCCAGCUUCGGCGGCAUGGGCUCCAGCAGCUCACUCUCCUCUUACUCGGGCUCCGUGGCCCCGAGCCAGAUCUCUCCCAGCACCCUCCAGCCUCUCCCCAUCAACGGUUACCUCCCUAACGGAGAGUACAAUCUCUACUACCCAGCGUCCAUGGGCAGCUCCAUUCGCCACAGCCCAAUGAGCUCUGGCAUGGCCACGCCCGUUACCAACGUCAGCCCGUUACACCUUCAUCAAAUCCGUGAGCAGAUGGUGGUGGCCCUCAAGAGGUUGAAAGAGUUGGAGGAGCAGGUGAAAACCAUUCCUAUCUUACAGGUUAAGAUCGCCGUUCUUCAGGAGGAGAAAAGACAAGUGGCCGCUCAAUCCAAAAACCAGGGUCCAGGUGGUUUUCGUAAGCGUUCCUACAGUGUAGGCAGUGCCGACCAAAUGGAGAACCCGGGCCCCAUUCAGAAGGAACCGGAGCUACACAUCAUGGAGCCUGAAGCCCAGGAACAGAACACCCAGAGGCUGGAGGAGUUCAGGCGUCUGGCCGCAGAGGUCCAAGCUCUGGAGAAAACGACACAGGACAAUAAUGUCAAUGAAAUCCGGCCUCGCAGCCUCGUGCAAAACCGAGCCCACCAGAAGUCCGUUGGCGUAGUUACUGAUGAAAACAUGAACAACCUUUCCGUCGGUCAGAGGACGACGACUAGAGAACAAUGUUUCCGGGACGCGGGAGUAGGGACGGAGCGGCAGGAGGUGCGCAGCACUGCGGUCGGCGUGACCGAGGCCAUGCUGGGCAUGACUAGUGAAGCCGACAGGGAGAUCGAGCUCCAGCAGCAGACCAUCGAGGCACUGAAAGAGAAGAUCUACCGCCUCGAGGUGCAGCUGAAAGAAACCACGCACCAGAUGGAGAUGGGGAAGCUCAAACUGGAGCUUCAAGCGGCCGGCGGGUCCAACAGGAAAAAGGCGGACAAAGGUUCGAUGGCCAGGCCGGAGAUGUACAACGCCUGCGUCGAAGCCAAAGUCCAGACGCACAGCCGAGGAGUGGGCGACCACGUGGAGUUCAGCCACGUCAGCACAGCUCAAACUGUACAAAGCCACACCGUCGGAGUGUCCUGUCAACCGAGUGUCGCGAGCAUCGCCACGGGCCCCGAGAUCCCCAUGGACCAGUGGGUGGUGCGCGAGCGGGUGCCUGUGACCGACCGGUGUGUAGGGAGGCAGGUGGAGACGUGCCACCGGCAGGUGGGCACGGAGCUGGACGUGUGUGAGGUGGGAGUGAACACACAGGAGUCCGUGGACAGCUCGGCCGUCUGCAAACCCAUGACGGAGCUGAACAAAGAGUCGAGGUCCAUCGGCUGUGGAGAUUGUUCAGUGGAUGUGACCGUUGGUCCCGUCAAGGAGCUGGUGUCGCAAGGCACUGACCCAGAUGCUGUGAGCAAAGUGGACCGCGGCGUCACGGCUGCUCCCGAGUCAUCGACUCGGCAGACCAACACUGAGCAGACAGAAUUCGCGAGCAAGUCGACCAACACGAAAACGGCGGUCCUCGCGGACUCUUUCACCGACAUGUCGCUGAUCACGCGCGACAAGCACACCAGCACAACGGUGACGGAAACGAGGACGGUCGCCGCCGGAGAGGGUCUCGUCAAAGACGUUCACGCCACGGCGAACACGCGUUCCAUCGCUGUUGGAACCACCACGGACGUGGAGUCAUUCCUUGGCAAGUCGAGCUUACCUAAAACCAAAGAAUGCGGGGUGGGACCAGUCAGCGUCCAUGAGAACUUUUUGGUUGGCUUAAAAACAAGAAACAUAGCAUGCGGCCCCGCCCAGGCAGCUGACUCUGUCACGAUCAUCAGCAGCAGCAGCAGCAGCGGCGAGGACACUACGGAGGUUAAAACGGAGCCGGAACCACUGCAGACUGAGGCCCAGGGGGGCGUCGGACUGGACCAUUACAUCGAGCGGGUGCAGAAGCUGCUGCAGGAGCAGCAGAUGCUGCUGGCCGAGAACUACAGUGAGCUGGCGGAAGCCUUCGGUCAGCCGCAGUCCCAGUUCGGGUCCAUCAACAGUCAGCUGGUGAGCACGCUGUCGUCCAUCAACUCCGUCAUGAAGUACGGGAGCGCCGAGGACCUGCUCAGGCUGCAGUCGGACGCGGCGGGUUCAGACGCAGUGCUCAGUCAGCAGCCGUGCUCCCAGUCUCUCUCUCAGGUGGAGAAGACGUCGUCGGGCUCGACCCCGGCAGACAAACCCGCCGCGCAGCAGCAGCUCAGCGCGGCCGAGCAGAAGAGCAGGAUGGACCUGCAGAUGUCUACGGCGCUGCACGGGCAGCCGUGCAGUCAGAACACGCUGAAGUCCAUCAUGAAGAAGAAAGACGGCCGACCCGACGCCAACGGCACCAAGAAGAACCUGCAGUUCGUCGGCGUGAACGGAGGGUACGAGACCACGUCCAGCGACGACUCCAGCUCCGAGGACAGCAGCUCCUCCGGGUCGGACGAAGACGAGGAGGAGGAGGAGGAGGAGGAAGAGGAGGACGAUGAGAAGGAGUUGGGAGGAGAGGAGGAGGAGGAGGGCUACAAGAACGUGGGGGGGAAGAGCACCAGGGAGGAGGAGGAGUUCAAGCCCGAGGGAACCGAGGAUGUGGAUCAGAAGGACGAAGAGGAGAGUUCAGAGAAGCAGGAGACCAGAGACAGGUAUGAGCUAAGUGAGAAGAUGCUGGCCGCGUGCAACGUUCUCAAAAGUCACCUGGGCGACCCGAAGGCUGUGAGCAGUAAAGAUCUGAGAACCUGUCUGAACACGGUGCAGCACGAGUGGUUCCGCGUGUCCAGUCAGAAGGCGGCGAUGGCGGCCAUGGUGGAGGACUACCUGGGGGCCUUCGGCGGCGUCUCGCCCGCCGUGCUGCGCCACGUCGUCAACAUGGCCGACGGCAACGGCAACACGGCGCUCCACUACAGCGUGUCGCACUCCAACUUCCUGGUGGUGCGGAAGCUGCUGGACGCAGACGUGUGUAACGUGAACCAGCAGAACAAGGCGGGGUACACGCCCAUCAUGCUCGCAGCGCUGGCCGCCGUGGAGACGCCCAACGACAUGAGCAUUGUGGAGGAGCUCUUCAGCAAGGGCGACGUCAACGCGCGGGCCAGCCAGGCCGGUCAGACGGGGCUGAUGCUGGCGGUCAGUCACGGCAGGAUGGACAUGGUGCGGGCGCUGCUGGGCCACGGGGCCGACGUCAACGUCCAGGACGACGAGGGCUCCACGGCGCUGAUGUGCGCCAGCGAGCACGGCCACGUGGAGAUCGUCAAGCUGCUGCUCGCCCAGCCCGGCUGCGACGCCACGCUCAGCGACAGCGACGAGAGCAACGCCCUGUCCAUCGCUCUGGAAGCAGGACACAAGGACAUCGCAGUGCUGCUGUACGCACACGUCAACUUCUCCAAAGCCCAGUCGCCGGGAACCCCUCGACUCGGCAGGAAGAUGUCGCCCAGUCCCACGCAGAGGGGCAUGUUUGAUUAGACCCCCCCCACCCCCCACCUCUGUCCAGGAAACGUCCCGCCCCGCGCUGCUAUUGGUUCACACUGAACGACGCUUUACCCCCAGCUGGACGAGGGACUCGAUCCCAAAAACACCAACCAAUCAACCAAUGAGAUUUCUGGAAUUAUUAUUUUUUUAAUUUUUAUUAUUUAUGUGCUCACCUCUGGCCUCCACGAACGAACCCAAAGUGCCCUUUUGAAUAUGAAUGUAACCAAGCUGGUGCCUCGAGUCCAGUCAGUCAGACCAACGCGAGAAUCCUUCUUUUGUUUUAUUUUUGUUUUUAAUUUUUCUCCAUUUUAGUUUCUUCCUCCAAUUUGACCAUUUAUAUGUUGUUUUUUAUUUCUAAAGCUUGAUGUUGAUCAUUCAAGAGCAUCAAAACAUUUUCAUUUGUUAUUAAUUCUUUUUUUGUUGAGCUCAUCAGAGUAGAUGGAUUGGGGGGAAUAAUCCACCCUCAUGGUUCCUGUAUAUAUAUUUCUCGCCUCAUCGUCCCGGCGUGUGUCACGCGAUAAAUUCGUCGACGCAACGUAGAACUGGAGAAACUGUACUUUUAUACAAAUCCUUUGUAUCUAUUUAAAAAAAGAAAGAAAGAAGAAUCACAGUAUUUUGAAUAUUUUCCUUAUUACUACUUAUCGAUCCAUGAAGUUAUAUAUUUAUCAAAGUAUAGUUUUUAAUGCAGAUAUAUGUAUUUCAUUGUACAUAACGGCGGUCAUCGUUUAGAGUUUAGUUAUUCUCCUUUAUUUUUAUUUUUUUUGUCUUUGUGUCCAGUUUCUGUCGCUCACUUGUAAUAUGAACUUGUCCUUCCUCCUCUCGUCUUCAUCCCGGUGCUGACUUUCAUCCUCAAAUGAGAAUUGAAGUGCCUGAGACUUUGCCAUAUAACAAUAAACAAACGAUUAAAGAAUAUUAAAAGUG
This is a messenger RNA of Scophthalmus maximus (turbot), 5418 nucleotides long. It is a transcript of the gene kank1a, whose product is annotated as KN motif and ankyrin repeat domains 1a. Gene Ontology annotation, molecular function: protein binding. The transcript is spliced from 12 exons. Gene Ontology annotation, biological process: negative regulation of actin filament polymerization. The coding region runs from base 442 to 4491 and encodes 1349 amino acids. NCBI's taxonomy places the organism in Eukaryota, Metazoa, Chordata, Actinopteri, Pleuronectiformes, Scophthalmidae. Gene Ontology annotation, cellular component: cytoplasm; cytoskeleton. The record is from RefSeq and is a predicted model, not a curated record.